CCAGCAAGCCAGAGGAGGAGAGCGCUGCGAGCGAGAGAGCGCGGCGAGCACCAGCAUGGCGGGGCUCCGGCGGCCGCAGCCCGGCGCCCACCGCCGCACGGCAGCUGCGGCGAACCUUCUGCUGGGCGUCUUCCAGGUCCUGCUGUCCUGCUGCCGUCCGGGAGGGGCUCAGGGACAAGCGAUUGAGCCCUUGCCGAACGUGGUGGAGCUGUGGCAGGCUGAAGAAGGGGAACUCCUGCUGCCCACUCAGGGUGACUCUGAAGAGGACAUGGAGGAGCCUUCUCAAGAACAGAGCUUCUCAGAGAAACUGUUCACUGGAAAAGGCUUACAUUUCCAGCCGUCGGUUCUAGAUUUUGGGAUACAGUCCCUGGGGCAUCCUGCAGCGAAGCUUCUCUACGCAUACAACCCCAGCAGGGACAGUGAGGUUGUGGUGAACUCAGUGUUUACAGCUGCUAGACACUUUCAUGUUCCGCCUGUCCAUUGCAGGGUCGUCCCAGCGAUGGGGAGAACUUCCUUCAGGAUUAUUUUCUUACCUACUGAGGAAGGGAGCAUCGAAAGCUCUUUAUUUAUUAAUACCUCUUCACACGGAGUCCUUUCCUACCAUGUGUCUGGAGUGGGCACUCGCGGAGUCUCUACAGAAGGGUCUGCUGAGCAGCUGCCGAACGCAUACUUUCUGCUUCCGCAGGUCCAAAGCAUCCAGCUUUCACAGACACAGGCAGAAACCACUAAUGCUACCCUCCUGCGGGUGCAGCUGGAAUGCAGUUUACAUAACAAAGUGUGUCAGCAGCUAAAGAGUUGCUAUCUGGGGCCUGGCAACACUUUACCCUUGGAGAUGAGCAUAGUGGUCGCCGUGGAAAACUCCUCGAGGCAGCCUGAAGAGAGCACGCAAGCCCUCUUAGAUCACCUCUCUAUUGUUUACGUAGCUACUGCUGAGUCCGGGAGCACAGACGAAUCUGCAGUCAAUAUGUAUGUGUUGCAUUCAGGAAACAGCCUGAUUUGGAUACAGGAUAUCCAUCACUUCUCGCAGAAAAACGCCCUGUCUCUGCAGUUUGAACCCGUGCUGCUACCCACUUCCACAACAAACUUCACAAAGAUCGCUUCAUUUGUUUGCAAAGCAGGUUCCUCGUGUGACAGCGGAACUGUGGAUCUGAGGAAAAGGACCAGCAGCCCAGCUCUGAGAGCCUGCCUCUCCUCUCCUGUGGUCCAGGGGUAUUUCAGAGUGGAUGCCUCUGCAGCCCAGUUUCACAUAGAGAGUCACGAGAACGCGACAGGAGUGUGGUCGAUAUGGUACCGCAGCCAUCUUGACCACAGCAUCGUAUUAAAAGACGUGUCUGUCUCCAAGGAGGCCAGGCACAUUUUAAAGGUUCUGAGCUUCCCUGGCCCUUUGUUUCUACCCCCAGGCUGUUGGAAUAUAUUUUCCUUGAAACUUGCUGUUAAAGGCAUUCUCUUAAAUCUGCUCACCAAUGUGUUUCUGACUACGAACACGGGCGCCAUUUUUGCGAUACCUCUGCAGAUUUUCUCGGCCCCAACCCAGGAAGGGAGUCUGGGUUUUGAAGUGAUAGCACAUUGUGGCAUGCAUUAUUUCAUGGGAAAAGCAAAGGCAGAAUCUCCUCCUUGGGAUGGAAGCCUUUCUCUGGAUCGCUCUACCUGGGACGUGGAUUCUGACCUUGCAAAUAAACUGUAUGAAAGAUGGAAGCAUUACAAAAGUGGCCACGUUUGCAGGAGAAAUGUUUUGGGAAUGACUCAGUUUGCCUCUGCGAAGAAAUCCAAGGACUCAGAACCCUUGGUUUCCUUUUUGCCCCGCUUGGUCCUGGAGCCUGGCCUCGUGUUGAACUUCGGUGCUACUGCCCUCAGGAACAGCAUGGUGAAGCACUUUGUGGUGAGGAACCCGUCCCCUCGGCCAGUCUCCCUGCAGCUGCUGCCGCUCUCCCUGUACCCAAAACCUGACGCCGCGCUGCGCCUGCUGCAGAAAUGGUUUGGCACAGAUAUGCAGAUGAUUAAUUUAACAACUGGUGAAUUCCAGCUCACCAAAGCUUGCCCUUACCAGGGUGAGCCCUCAGAGUCCGGUUUGGACGCACUCCAUCUGCAUCUGCAGCCUCUGGAGAUGAGAAGGGUUGGUGUCAUGUUCACACCCGUGGACUAUGGAAAAGUCACCUCCCUCAUGCUGAUCCGGAAUAACUUGACUGUCCUCGACAUGGUUGCUGUGGAAGGAUUUGGAGCACAAGAGCUCUUGAAAGUGGGCGGAAGACUUCCUGGUGCAGGAGGGUCACUCCGAUUUAAAGUGCCCGAGUCCACUCUGAUGGACUGUCGUCGACAAUCUAAAGACAGCAAGCAGAUCUUAUCCAUCACAAAGAACUUCAAGGUUGAGAAUAUCGGGCCUCUUCCUGUAACCGUGACAUCGCUGAAAAUCAAUGGGUAUAACUGCCAGGGUUAUGGGUUCCAAGUGCUGGAUUGCCGCCCGUUUUCCCUGACCCCAAACACAUCCCGUGACAUCAGUAUCGUGUUUACUCCGGACUUUACCUCUUCCUGGGUCAUCCGCGAGCUGAUGCUGGUGACGGCCGCAGACCUGGAGUUCCACUUCACGCUCAACGUGACUCUCCCGCAUCACAUGCUGCCCUUGUGUGCAGAGGUGGUUCCGGGUCCCAGCUGGGAGGAGUCCUUCUGGAGGCUCACCGUCUUCUUUGUCAGCUUGUCCCUGUUGGGUGUGAUCCUGAUAGCCUUCCAGCAAGCACAGUACAUUCUGAUGGAAUUCAUGAAAACAAGGCAGAGGCAGAACGGCAGCUCAUCCUUACAGCAGAAUGGUGGGCCAGUGGACGUGGUCAGCUCCCAUUCUCACAAAAGCAAUUGCAAGAACUUUCUUGACACGUACAACCCGUCUGAUAAAGGCAGAGGGAAGAGCUGCCUUCCAGUGGGCCCGCCGCUGAGCAGGAUCCAGAAUGCGUCCAAGAGGAGCCCGGCCACGUAUGGGCAUUCUCAGAAGAAGCAUAAGUGCUCCUUCUACUACAGCAAACAGAAACCCAGUGCCUCCGUGGCCAGCAGUGCCAACAUGGCCACUGAGGAGAAGCAGACUUUGACCCUCGCCAGCUCCCUGUCAGCUGCUAGGGAAGAUGUUUGCGCCGAUGUCACGAGUGAGAACUGGGUCAGCCUCAAAUACACCAGUGGUGUGAACGUCGGCUUGCAGAAGAAUUUAACCCUCCCCAGAAAUGUACUGAUCAAAGAGGAAGACUCAGUGAGAAACACAGUUGUUGAUAACACUUCUUCAGAAUGUAGUAUGAAGGAGGGACCACAGACAUGUAUGUUUCCUAAGGAAACUGACAUUAGAACUCCAGAACCCGCGGCCGAGCUCAAGGAACAAGAGCCCUGCCCACAGAAGACUUCUAAGAAGCCACCUGAAAGUCCUUUGCCCAAAAGCCCACCUCAGUACCAGCAGUCAGACAUGCCAGAAGUCUCCAGGAAACACGGAAAUAACCAGCCAGUGCCUGUCAAGACCGAAGCGGACAGCGGCGAGACUGUGAAGGGGGCGGACACAAAGCUGUCUUCCUCCAGGAGGAAUCAGAGAGCAUCUCCAGAGGGCGCGUGCUCUGAGAAGCAGGACACACCGCCAUCACCAGAGCAGGAAGAUCCUUACAGGAGGAGGAAGCUUCAGGAGAAAAGAGAAGGAAGCACACCAGCUCUCGGUUGGAAUAAAAGCCGAACAUGUAGGAAAAACAAGAAGAGGGUUGCUGCCCAGGCCUCCAGGCCCUCUGAACAGAGUGAACUGAAGCUCGUGUGCGGUGGCUUUGAGAGGCCAGAGCCCAGCGGGGACGUCAGAAGCUGGAGUACACAGGCCAGCACGAGGGAGAUGUGCAAACCUGGCGUGGAAACAUCGGGCAGCUUCCCUGCACGGAGAGAGGAGGACAGUUACUACCAGAAGGCUGAGAAGAAGUGUGCAGACAAGUUUUGCUCGGACUCCAGCUCUGACUGUGGCAGCUCCUCAGGCAGCGUGCGGGCCAGCCGGGGCAGCUGGGGGAGCUGGAGCAGCAGCAGCUCGGACUGCGACAGGAAGCCAGUGGUGGAGGCACAGCACUUCCCACCAGCAGGAGACGGCGUUUCCCCACAGGACUUCCCCUCGGAAGCCUCCAUCCCCUUGAACCUCUCCCACCACAUCUGCAGCCCCGCCGAUGCGAGUGGCCUGUCCCAGUUCACAGAGUCCUCCUCUGCCAGUCUUCCUGCCGUGCCCUCAGGUGCUGGAGAAGAGAAAGGUCUGUAUCCACCUGGAGGCCUGUGGCCAUCCCAGCCCGUGUGUCUGACCAGCAGCUUCAACUGCCCCGUGGAGAGCGAUGUACCAGGCACAUCACAGGAGCCUGCCGCCAUCCCUGACAGCAGUUUCAUUGAUUGGAGUGCAACCUGUGAGGGCCAGUUUCCCAAUGUGUACUGCCCGCUGGAACUGAACGACUACAACGCCUUUCCAGAAGAAAACAUGAAUUACACCAAUGGCUUCCCCUGCCCCUCCAAAGUUCAGACCGACUUCGUUGGCCACAGCACUCACUCUACCUGGAACUCCCCAGCCAGCGACCCCACUGCCUGGGAGCACACCAGUUUCGUCAACUCUCCGUCCUACCUCACCAGCACCCGAAGUUUGUCUCCCAUGUCUGGACUUUUUGGUUCCAUCUGGGCCCCACAAAGCGACGUGUAUGAAAGUUGCUGCCCCAUCAGCCCCACCACGGAACAUUCGACCCACAUGGAAAACCAGGUCAUGUGCAAGGAGUACUACCCGGGGUUUAACCCGUUCCGUGCCUACAUGAACCUGGACAUCUGGACUAGCACGGCGAAUCGCAGCGCCAGCUUCCCCCUGUCCCGGGACUCCAGCUACUGCGGAAACGCAUGAGGGAGUCGGCUCUGAGCUGUGCGAAUAAAGGGCCUUGCGUUUUGAUGCCUAGUAAACUGGUUGUUGAGAUAGAGUACGACAUUGGUGGAUAUUUUGGCACUUUUAUAUAAAAAAAUAAAUGUUUGUUUGUUUGUUUUUGUUUUUUUAAA
Molecule: messenger RNA, 5016 nt
Organism: Alexandromys fortis (reed vole)
Lineage: Eukaryota; Metazoa; Chordata; Mammalia; Rodentia; Cricetidae
Gene: Tmem131l
Product: transmembrane 131 like
Exons: 35
Coding region: 56-4867 (1603 amino acids)
Biological process (GO): negative regulation of canonical Wnt signaling pathway
Cellular component (GO): plasma membrane
Source: RefSeq, a predicted model, not a curated record